This is a messenger RNA of Knipowitschia caucasica, 1878 nucleotides long. Lineage: Eukaryota; Metazoa; Chordata; Actinopteri; Gobiiformes; Gobiidae. The record is from the annotation of a GenBank genome assembly.
AUGCGUAGAUUCAUAAGCCAUCAUUUCGAGGGAGACAAGCUGGGUCCGACUAUCACCGCGACACAGGCACCGUUGCCCAGAGUGCGGCCCAGGCAGGAGCUCAUGAUGGAGGGAGGUAUGCAGCUGCUGAACCGCGAUGGCCACAGCAUCUCUCACAACUCCAAACGUCACUAUCAUGACUCUUUUGUCUCCAUGAACCGCAUGAGACAGCGAGGUCUGCUCUGUGACAUUGUGCUCCAUGUGUCCAACAAAGAAAUCAAGGCUCACAAAGUUGUGCUGGCCUCAUGCAGCCCCUACUUCCAUGCCAUGUUUACAAAUGAGAUGUCAGAGAGCCGACAAACCCAUGUGACCCUUCACGACAUUGACCCUCAGGCACUGGAGCAGCUGGUGCAGUAUGCCUACACCGCAGAGAUUGUGGUCGGAGAAGGAAACGUGCAGACUUUACUCCCAGCUGCAAGCCUUCUUCAACUCAACGGGGUGCGGGAUGCAUGCUGUAAGUUCCUCCUCAGUCAGCUCGACCCCUCCAACUGUCUGGGCAUUCGGGGCUUCGCUGACACUCACUCCUGUAGCGACCUCCUCAAGUCUGCUCACAAGUACGUCCUGCAGCACUUUGUGGAGGUGUCCAAGACAGAGGAGUUCAUGCUGCUGCCACUCAAACAGGUUCUAGAUUUGAUCUCCAGUGAUAAUCUCAACGUGCCAUCUGAAGAAGAAGUUUAUCGUUCAGUGCUCAGUUGGGUGAAACACGACGUAGAUGGUCGGCGGCAGCAUGUUCCUUGGCUAAUGAAGUGCGUGCGACUGCCUCUACUCAGGCGAGAUUUCCUCAUGAGUAACGUAGACACUGAACUGUUGGUGCGUCAUCAUUCUGAGUGCAAAGACCUGCUCAUCGAGGCUCUCAAGUACCACCUGAUGCCCGAGCAGAGGGGCGUCCUGAGCAACAGUCGCACACGGCCGCGGCGCUGUGAGGGGGCCAGCCCAGUUCUCUUUGCUGUUGGUGGAGGCAGCCUGUUUGCUAUCCAUGGAGACUGUGAGGCUUAUGACACCCGGACGGACCGCUGGCACAUGGUGGCAUCUAUGUCCACUCGGCGGGCACGAGUGGGCGUGGCAGCUAUUGGAAACAGACUGUAUGCAGUGGGGGGGUAUGACGGAACAUCUGACCUGGCAACUGUUGAGUCUUACGAUCCCAUCACAAACACCUGGCAACCAGAAGUUUCUAUGGGAACUCGGCGAAGCUGUUUGGGUGUGGCAGUGCUUCACGGCCUACUGUAUGCUGCUGGAGGUUAUGAUGGAGCUUCCUGUCUAAAUAGUGCAGAGCGGUACGACCCUUUGACUAGCACUUGGACCUCCAUCGCUGCCAUGAGUACCCGAAGGAGAUAUGUGCGGGUCGCUACUCUGGAAAGCAGCUUGUAUGCUGUGGGAGGUUAUGACAGCUCUUCACAUCUGGCAACAGUGGAGAAAUAUGACCCACAGAGUAACACAUGGUCAGCCAUUGCCAACAUGCUAAGCCGGCGCAGUAGUGCAGGCGUGGCAGUGCUGGAUGGGAUGCUGUAUGUGGCAGGAGGCAAUGACGGAACCAGUUGUCUGAACUCGGUUGAGAGAUUCAACCCCAAAACCAACACCUGGGAAGCAGUGGCCCCCAUGAACAUCCGCAGGAGCACCCAUGACCUUGUUGCUAUGGAUGGCUGGUUAUACGCAGUGGGAGGCAAUGACGGCAGUUCCAGUCUCAACUCCAUAGAGAAAUACAACCCGCGUAGUAAUAAAUGGGUGGCUGCUUCCUGCAUGUUCACACGCCGCAGCAGUGUUGGUGUCGCUGUACUGGAGCUGCUCAACUUCCCUCCACCGUCAUCACCCACACUCUCAGUCUCCUCCACCAGCCUUUGA